This is a messenger RNA of Calypte anna (Anna's hummingbird), 796 nucleotides long. RefSeq names its product inhibitor of DNA binding 3, HLH protein (gene ID3). Gene Ontology annotation, cellular component: cytoplasm; nucleus. The transcript is spliced from 3 exons. Gene Ontology annotation, molecular function: transcription regulator activity; protein dimerization activity. NCBI's taxonomy places the organism in Eukaryota, Metazoa, Chordata, Aves, Apodiformes, Trochilidae. Bases 206 to 583 code for a protein of 125 amino acids. Gene Ontology annotation, biological process: negative regulation of transcription by RNA polymerase II; circadian regulation of gene expression; cell differentiation. The record is from RefSeq and is a predicted model, not a curated record.
CCCCUCCCACAGCUCCAGCGGAGUCCCAAGCUCUGGGGUGUAGGAGGUGUCACCUACGAGAGUCCCAACUUCGGGGGUGGCGGUGCCAGGAGGUACCAACAGAACCGCAGUCGUCGCGACAUCCCACGACACGACCGCUCAUCACCCCCGCGCCCCGAUCCCAACUUUUCCAGCCGAACUUCAACCCACCCCGAUUAUCGCGACCAUGAAAGCCAUCAGCCCGGUUCGGUCGGUCCGGAGUUGUUACGAAGCGGUUUGUUGCCUGUCGGAACAAAGUUUGGCUAUCGUGAGAGGGGGCAACAACAAAACCCCCGCUUUGGAGGAACCCAUGAACUUGUUAUAUGACAUGAACGAUUGUUAUUCCAAACUCCGGGAAUUGGUGCCGGGAAUCCCGCAAGGAACCAAAGUCAGCCAGGUGGAGAUCCUCCAGCAUGUCAUCGAUUACAUCUUUGACCUCCAGAUCGUUCUGGAGGAGGGGGCCAAGGCCCGCGACCCCUCCUCCGAGGCCACCCUCUUGUCCCUUAAGGCAGCCGAGUUUGCCUCUGAGCUCUGCUCCAAAGACGAGAGGAGUUUGUGUCACUAACGGCUUCACCCAUCAGUGCCAAUUAGCAAACAGUGUCGGUUCCUGGUUCCUUAUCAGCCGGAGGUAAAUAGCAGCUUCCUCCGUGGCGCCGGGCUGUCUGCGAUCCACCGGCCCCGCCAUCGCCUCCCCCGGGCCCGGCCACCGCAGGCGGGGAGCGGCUGGGCCCGACCCCCCCUUUCCACCGCCAACAUUUCCCCCCCCAGAACUUCAUAG